Messenger RNA from Papilio machaon (common yellow swallowtail), 3611 nucleotides. RefSeq names its product segmentation protein cap'n'collar-like. Gene Ontology annotation, molecular function: RNA polymerase II cis-regulatory region sequence-specific DNA binding; DNA-binding transcription factor activity, RNA polymerase II-specific. Gene Ontology annotation, biological process: regulation of transcription by RNA polymerase II. Gene Ontology annotation, cellular component: nucleus. The transcript is spliced from 21 exons. Lineage: Eukaryota; Metazoa; Arthropoda; Insecta; Lepidoptera; Papilionidae. The record is from RefSeq and is a predicted model, not a curated record. The coding region runs from base 451 to 3549 and encodes 1032 amino acids.
CUUAUAGUAUAGUAAUAUAACAUUUUGGUGUACUGUGAUUUGUUUAAAAAAAGUGAACGAAUUUAAGUGAAAUACAGUUUUUCCAGUGCUUUUACAUAUUUUCGCAGUUAUUCCGUUAUUGGUUAACGGAGUGGAACAUCUAUCUUGAAUAUAACAGCGGUCACGUUAUAAAAAAUUAUCAAAACAAAGUUUUUAUGCAUACAAGUUGUUACUAAGGCGACACCGAGAAGAUUGCCGAUUAAAAUUUUGGCGUAAAACCAAAAACGAAUUGAGUCAGUGAAAAUGGUUUUAAGGAAGUGCAUAAUGUUGGGACAAAAUGGCGUGAGCAAGUGAACAAUAAAACAAAAUGUCUCCUGACAAACGCAAAAGUGUCGGUGUAACAGAAUCUAGGACUUUAAUAUAGUUAUAAUAUAACAUAAUAAAUUUGAUCUCAAAAUAUACUGCUCAACAAUGAUUGCACUAAAGAAAUUGUACGGCGAUGAAUUGCUGCGUCUAGCAUUAGUUCUCAGUCUUCUAAAAUCAAACCCAGAUGAAUACCUUUUAGAUGAGAGCCAACAGAUCCUAGCUGGAUUAAAUAUAUCCAAUGGAUCUGAUUGGUCAUUGGAACAAGAAGCUAGAACCCUGAUAAGACCAAGGUUUGUACAUCCAAAAUCACUCGAUAAUGUACUUAUGAAUUAUGAAAGACGAUUGUUUGAAGAAUUAAAUUCGCUUGGACGUUACACCGGUAGUAAUGCUCGUGUUCUUCAUACAUAUUUAUUAAAUAACGUAUCGACAGAUACAGUUAAAGCUGUACUGUCAACGGCGACGGACAACAAUGAAAACGAUGUAUCCUCUGAUGAUAAUGUAGCACAUGAAAUCAAAGUUGAAAACGAUGAAGAGGAUACUAACGAUUCAGAAUUCAAUCCAACUAAUCAAGAAGAAACCAAUCAAGCUAAUCAACCAGAUGUUGUUGUAACGUUGUCUCAAGAUUUCUUUAAUAAUAGAACAGAAGAUGUAUUUGCGGAGAUAGCUUCAAGGUCGUUCGAUGUCAAUGAAUUCCUUGUACAACCAGACAUGUUGAUUAAGAAGGAACCAGAUUUGGAGCCGGAUUUAUUAGAUGUUAAAGUAAAGAAAGAAAAUGAUUCGGACCUUUACAGUGAUAAUGCUAUUGACUUCGUACCAUAUUUUACUGAAAGAUCUGAGAAAUUUGAAAUAGAUGAACCUAAUUCGGUGUACCAUCAAAAUCUAGCCGAUCUUCAAGAUUAUAAUGAUAUGUUUGAUGAUAUGAAAGAAUUAAAGAACGAUCUAGAUCUAGAUAUAAAACAACAGCAAGACAAUUUGGAACAAUAUCUUCUGGAAAAUACACCUUUGGAUGCGGAAGUGUAUGAAUUGGCGCCAAUGUUUGAAGAGGAAUUGGUGUUGGACGUGAAGAGGGAAAGAGCAAGCACCAGUUUUACUUCAGCAAGUUCUAGUGGUGUGAGCGAGAUGGAUGUAUCUAUUGAUGUAAAGUUGGAACCAGAUGAAGGUCACCACAGCGGAGAUGAAUUGACUCAAGAGGACAUGGAUCUCAUCGAGGUAUUAUGGAAACAAGAUGUGGACAUGGGUUUCUCCCUCGAGGAUCCCGUGCAGCCGGAGGGACCUCAAGCUACUAAGGUGGAGCUGCAAGAUGAGUUAGCUAAAGAACUGAAACUAGCAGAAGAGCAGAUCCAGCAGAAAUUAGAAGAGACGGAGAAGAUAGAGAAGGUGAAAGCUUCUCUACUUGAUCCUGAUUCUAAAGAGGAUGAUCCUUGGGCUGGGCUUUCUUAUACAGUGGAUACUGAAACGGGUGAAUACGUGAUCCAAGGAGAGCUGCCCCGCGAGCUGGUGAACAGUGAGGAGUCAAGGUUCGAUCUACUAGAGGAGGCACUUCAGCUUGUUGAGCUCGGAGACGAAGCGGAGCCUAAGGAUGAAGAGCCUGAGGCGGUAGAAUCUUGCAGCAGUGGUAGCAGUGCAAGUGGCACCGAAAUGCUGCAUCCUGCUAUGCGGCAUGUGCCGCACCAUCCUCUAGCACAUUAUCACAACCAGUCUCGGCCGCAGCGCUGGCAGGACCUGGCUUCAUUGCUGACCAUCCCUCCACCCCCUGAGCAGUACCAGCAUUACCAACAUCCUCAUAACAUCACUGCACAUGGAGCUCCGGUUGGUUAUGGACCAAAUUAUCACGCACCAGCUCCAGUCGCUGAUAAACAUCCUGAAACUUACGGAGGAGCUACUUCUUUAGAUGGUGCUUAUAAAGUUGAGACUACCCACCAUCCACAGCCACAUGAUGCAUUGUAUUACCAGAAUUCUGGGGCAGAGAUGGCACCACCUAAUCAAGAUGGCUUCCUUCAAGCCAUACUCAAUGAUGAAGACCUGCAGCUGAUGGAUAUGGCGAUGAAUGAAGGCAUGUACACAAUGCGAAUGUUGGAUGGAGCUCCUCACAUUCCGCCUCACAACCACUCUCAUAUGACUGUGGUGACUGAACGUGAUUCUGCAUCGGACAGCGCGGUGUCGUCUAUGGGCUCUGAGAGAGUCCCUUCUCUGUCUGAUGGAGAAUGGUGUGAUGGCAAUGAUUCCGCUCAAGAGUUCCACAGUUCAAAAUUCCGGCCGUACGAUGCUGCGUACUCCAGAGAGAGAUCUCAUCCGCCGCAGAAGAAACAUCAUAUGUUCGGCAAAAGAUGCUUCCAGGAGCAACCCCCAACAAAUCUGGAGCCAUUAACUCGCACCCCCAGCUCCGUUAAAUAUGAAUGCCCUGAACAGACUUAUCAUCACGACUUACAAAUGCAUAAUAUAGAUUACAGCGGUCGUCAGAUGGCGCCGCAUGCGCCUGCAAUCCAGCCCAGUCUAGACUUGAAUGCGGCACAUUCCAGUCAUACCUUGUUGCAGUCGAACGUAUCGAGUCCCGGUCGUUAUGGAGUUAGUGGAGAAAGAGUUCGUCACAACCACACUUACAGCGCACUCGAACCUCCCACUGAGAGACAUGUCACUAGAGAUAAACGAGUUCGAAGGUUGACAGACGGUAGUACAUCUGACGGUGGGUCGACAAGUUCACAGCAUCUUUCGAGAGAUGAAAAACGCGCUAAGGCACUGGGUAUACCGUUGGAAGUUCAUGAUAUUAUCAAUCUGCCGAUGGAUGAAUUUAACGAACGUUUAUCCAAACAUGAUUUGAGUGAGGCACAACUGUCCCUUAUAAGGGAUAUACGUCGUAGAGGCAAGAACAAGGUUGCAGCUCAGAACUGCCGCAAGCGCAAGUUAGAUCAGAUAACUUCAUUAGCUGACGAAGUACGUACAGUACGAGAUCGCAAAGCGCGCACUCAACGCGAGCACAGCGCGCUGCAAGCGGAGCGACAACGCGUCAAGGAGAGGUUCGCAGCACUCUACCGACAUGUGUUCCAGAACCUUCGUGACCCUGAUGGUAGACCAUUAUCAUCAAACCAGUACUCGCUGCAACAAGCCGCUGAUGGUAAUGUGGUUCUGGUGCCGAAGAUGCACCACGACCAUCACAUGAACAGAACUGAUGAUGACAUUGACAGGAAGACGAAGCACUACGAAUGAAACUGGUUUCUUUUUUACAUAAAUAAAUGAAUUUUACAAACUUGUUUUACAUAACAGAUUGG